This is a messenger RNA of Chlamydomonas reinhardtii, 4375 nucleotides long. RefSeq lists its product as uncharacterized. NCBI's taxonomy places the organism in Eukaryota, Viridiplantae, Chlorophyta, Chlorophyceae, Chlamydomonadales, Chlamydomonadaceae. The transcript has 4 exons. The coding region runs from base 113 to 3697 and encodes 1194 amino acids. The record is from RefSeq and is a predicted model, not a curated record.
UUUGGCGAGCGCUCGUUUUUUCUCUUGUUUUGUAACAAUUGAAUGUCAUGGUACACCCAUUCUAGACCCCUGAGCCGGGUGCCAAACCUCGUGGGUUCGAUUCGAAAGCAAAAUGCUACGCACUGCCGGCGUUGAUGCCGGAGCAAAAGCGAGGCCCACGCUGCCACCUCGCAACCUACUGCAUGGCAGGUCGCAUCGCAGCAGUCGGCACGUCCGUGCGGCUGCAAGCAACGUCCCCGACCUCUUUCCAGCCUCAACAAACUCAUGGCACGGUGUACUGGUCGCUGCAACCGCUGCUGCGCUGUUGGCGGGGCCGGCGGGGGCAACGACGGCUGACCUGGCAGGCAAUGGUGCGGCCUCAGCGACCAUGAUGGUCGCAUCUGCGCAGGCGCCCGCAACGCAGGCAACCGCCGCUUUGUAUCAGGCCCCUCUGCCACUGCCAUUGUCGCUCACGGCGCCAGAGCUGUCGACUUCAGCCGCUCAGGCGCCGACCAUUAAGAAGAAGCUAUCCAUUCCUAUCGCCUAUAACCCUCCGGUCGUGGAAGCCCCUGGUACCAACUCCGGCAUUGCCUACACGGCCGCCGCGGAACCCAGCAGCACAAGCGAAAGCGCCGGCGGUUUCUUCGGGAGCCUUUUCUCGCGCCGCGCCGCGACCGUUGGUGGGUCUGUUGAGCUGUCCGCCCCAGCACCGCGGGCCGCAGUGUUAACAGCGGCGGCGCCAGCGGAGCCUGUCGCUUCGGUGGCGGUGGCGCAGUCACAGCCGCAGAGCAAGCCGGCGGCGGCACCGGCGGCUGGGCGCGACGGCGGCGCGGGGAAGCGCACUGCCGAGAACGAGGAGGAAGACAAGGGCCCCAGCGCGUUUGACCAGGUUGUGUGGGCGCUGGAGAAGGCUGCGCUAGUGACGGUUGGCGGCGUGGCGGGCGUGGCAGUGGUGCGCAUCCUGGCGCCCGGGGGGCCCAAACCCAUCAACGUGGACGCGGCGGCAGCGGUUGCGGCUCGUGGGGGCAGCAGCAGCGGCAGUAGCAGCAGUGGUGGCAGUGGCGGGCCGCCGCGCAAGCCCGUGGCGGUCUCUAUCCCCGCGUCGCAGCCGGUGGUGACAGCGGAGUCAGCGGCGCCGCCUCCGCUCGCCGCGCCGCCGCAGUUCUCGGGGCCGGCGGCCGCGUAUGACAGCCGCGGCUAUCCCUACGCGCCGCAAGGGUCGCGCGCGCAGUGGGAGGCCGCGACUGCGCAGCAGCAGCAACCACAACAGGGGAGCCAGGGGCAGGGGCAGCCGCCGCGCGCCGCCAGUGUUAACCGCCGGUUCGCGCAGCCGCCCAACCGCUGGCCAAUGGGCCCGGCGGGCGCCGCCGGCCCCUCGGGCGCCGGCGCGCCGCCGGCAUAUGACCCCGCAACCGCCGAGUACGACCCAACGGCGGCGGCGUACUACGGCGUUCCGCCGCCCUCGUGGUGGACGAACCGCUACCCGGAAUCGUACGAUCCGUACGGGCCGUAUCCGCCGCCGCCGUACGGCCCCUCGCCGCCGCCGCCGCCGUACGGGCCCCGCGGGUACGGCCCCUGGGACGAGUCGACCGCCGCCGCCGCGGCCGCCGCUGACCCAGAGGCCUACCAGGCCGCCGCUGCCGCCUACUGGGCCUGGCGCACCGCAGCCGCCGACCCCCGGCGGGCGCAGUACGAGGUGUACGGCAUGCCGCCACCCGUGCCGCCGCCGCCGGGCUACGGCCCCGCGUUCCCUGAUGCUGGCCCUGUGGCGGCGCAGCAGGGCCGGCUGCAGGGCCAGCAGCAAGGCAGCGGCGCGGCUGCUGGCGGGGGCAAGCGUGUCAAGCUGGGGCGCAACCCCUGGAAGGAUGGGGGCAGGCGGGGACAGCAGCAGGCUCCUGAGGCGCAGCCGCCUGCGGUGGCGGCGUCAGCCGCCGCCGCUGCGGCUGGCCCCUCCGCGGCCACUUCGGCGGCGGCGGCGGAGCUGGCUGACAUGGACGCUCAGCUGGCGUCGCUGCAGUCGCAGAUUGCUGCGCUGCAGGCUGGUGGCGGCGGCGUGACGGACCGGGAGCUGCCGCCGGGCCGUCGGAAGGCACGUGCCACGCCAGACUGGCGGGCGCAGCUGUCGGCGGAGCAGGAGGGCGGCGGCGGCGGCUCAGGCGGGAGCGGCUCCUCGGGUGCGGAGGAGUCGGAGGAGGAGACUGAGGCGCGGCGGCUGCGAGAGUGGCGGCAGGCGGACGAGCGGGAGGACUGGGCGGCGCGGCAGCGCCAGCCGCCGCUGCCGUCGCAGCCGCAGGCGCCGCCAGUUCAGCGGAGCUCCGGGGCUGCGGCGGCGGGAGCGGCGGGGGCUGACGGCGGCAAGCGCGUGAGCGUGUCGCCGCAAGCGGACGCUGAGUUUGAGCGGCUGUUGGCGAUGUGGCAGGAGGCGCAUCCCGAGGACACGGACCUGGGGCUGCCGCUAGAGGAGCCGGCGCUGGGGGCGGGCGCGGCGGUGGCAGGUCCGCCGGAGGAGUGGCCAAAGCAGCCGGCCCCGGCCCGGGGGCUGGGCGUGUCUGCCUGGGACCGGGAGCAGCGGGAGCCGCAGCCAGGGCCGGCGCAGCGCGGGGUGGCGGAGCAGGCUGUGCCGCACCCGCCGGAGGUGCGGCACAGUGCGGUCGCAGACGCCGUGCAGGAGGAGAACCCCGACCCCUGGGGCACGCAGCGCGUGCGGGCCCAGCCCCAGGCGCAGGCCCAGCCCCAGGCGCAGGCGCAACGCCAGGCCCAUCAGGAGCAGCCCAGCAAGGCGGCGGCUGACGGCAGCCCCGUGGGCUGGUUUACUCGCAUCUUCUCGGGCUUUGGCGGCGGCGGCAAGCAGCAGCAGCAGGCACAACAGGCGCAGCAGGCGCCAGCUGCUAGCACGUCGCAGCCGACACAGCAGCCGUCGCCAUGGGACCAGGAGCCCCCAGCGGGGUCGAUGGCUUCGAGGCAGGGUGAGCGGGACGCGGCGGCGGCGGCGCUGGCGGCGGCGGAGCUGCAGGAGCAGGACCUGCAGCGGCAGCUGGCGGCACUGCAGGCGGAGGCGGGUGCGGCGCAGGCGUCCGCUGAGGCGGCGGCGGCGGAGCGGGAGCAGACUGCAACAGGUGCGGCGCUGGCGGAGGCAGUGGCGGAGGCGCCGCGUUCCGCCGCGCGUGCCUCCUGGCGGCAGGAGCUUGACCAGCAGGUGGGCUCCGCCGCCUCCGGCAGCAGCAACACCAACAUGGAUGGUGACCUGUAUGCUGUGUCGCCGACGUCGGCACCCGAAGAGGCGGCGGCAGCGGCGGUAUCGGUCGCGUCCACGACGGGCAGCGGAGAUGCAUCGUCUGUAACUGCUGCCCCAGCGGCAGCAGCUGACUCCGCCGCAGCGGCGCCUGCGCCGCCGCCGCUGCCUCGGGUGUCGCCGCAGCGGCGCGAGGAAAUUAAACAGCUGAAGGCCACGAGCGCGGCGGCGGCGGAGCGUGCGGCGGAGACGCUGGCUCGCAUUCGUGCCAUGCGUGCCGGCAACAAGCGCGGCGGCGGCGUGCCGUCACCAGCAGGCAGCCCCUCCGGUACCUCAAGCGUCAGCGUCAAGGGCCGCCGCCCCGGCAGUGAUGGCGACGGUGACGAGGAUGCAGGUGGCGAUGGGGGCCACAGUAACGGGAACGGCAUUGGCGCAGAAGGCGCGAAGCGCGCCGGUGGCAACUGGCGAGAGACGGCCGACGUGUAGUGGGGCGGCUGGAUGCACGUUUGCCACGUGCUCGUGUACGGUAGGGAAGCGGUGCGCGGUCAGUUGCGCAUGAGCGGUAAGCUGAAGCAAUGUGAUUUCUAGUGAGUUGCAAUUUUGUCAAGAGCUGGCAACCCGGCUAAGGCCGCUGUGGCCCAACCCCUGCCGCAAGGGCGGGUGCCGGGGUGAACUCGUGGGGUGCAAUGAGGCAGGCACGAAGAGAGACGUGAGAUUUGGAAAGGCCGAAGCUGCCUUUCAGAUUCGUAUAUGCUCUUGGAGCAGCAGGCACGCAGGCGUGAGCUGCGGCAGGAGGGCGGCGCCAUUUCGUUGUGUUGGGAAGGCAUGAUAGCGGCUACUUGAUCAGUGCUGGGAGGCGGGUUUCCGCAUGCGUUGCGACUUCGGGCCAGGGCCACGGGGCCGUUUACACCGGACACACGAGUCUGCAGGAGUUCGGGCUGCUGUUGGGUCCAAGCUUACUGAGUGCGCCGGGUGCGGUGCAUUGGACGAGGUUGAAAUUGCUGGUUAUUGGGGACAGGUAGGCGUACUAUACCGGUAGUGCUUUCUGGUGUGGGGAAAAUGAAGGUGAGGGCCGACAGAGGAUGAAGACGGCCGGUUGGUCAAUAGCGCCAUGUCAAGUGAAGGCUGUGAAGCCACGGGGGCGCUGGCAUGUAACACACUUGC